Messenger RNA from Caenorhabditis remanei, 807 nucleotides. RefSeq lists its product as uncharacterized. NCBI's taxonomy places the organism in Eukaryota, Metazoa, Nematoda, Chromadorea, Rhabditida, Rhabditidae. The record is from RefSeq and is a predicted model, not a curated record. The transcript has 4 exons. The coding region runs from base 1 to 807 and encodes 268 amino acids. Gene Ontology annotation, molecular function: protein binding.
AUGAACCUAUUGAAGCUCCCAUCUCUUGUCCAGCAGAAGAUAUUUGGAUUUAUCGAAUUUGAUAAUCUCCUAGUUCUAUCUCUAAUUCUUUCAUUCUGCUCCAAACGAACCAGAUAUUUGGCUCGUCCCCUACAAAAAUACCGUUCGAAAUACAUCACCACUAUAACAACGUCUUACCGUCCUUUUCGGAUUCGCUUUGGAGGAUUGCCACGUCAUCUGCACACCUUCAGUCUCUACCUGUCUGCGCACAGUGUCCCACCAACAGGAAUAAAACUGGCAAUGUGCUCUCAUCGACUGGAAUUAUCUAUGAGAUCAUGGAAGUACAAACUCAAAAAACUCGAAGUUGAAUUAAGACAUGAAUCUCUCCUAUUCGACCUAACACAAGAAAAUAACAGCUCUGAAAUUGUUUUCAGGGAUAUAGAGCGGAAGCCCCAUUCAGAGCCUCUAACCAAAAUAUCUCAAUUGUGUGACAGAUUGGAGAAAAACAAGUACUCGGCAGCAUAUAUUCAAGGUUUCUCCCGGGAAACCAUGCUUGAUUUAUACAAUCUUGUCGUGUCACUCUACGCACCUGCCACUAUUAGAUGGGUACUUGACGUCUAUGAGUUAUCACGAGAGACUCUUCUGAGAUAUUUGGAUAUGGGUUUGGCUAUAAACUGUUCUGAGAUAAGUAUCGAAAAUGGUGAUCUGAGUAUUGAACGAUUAACCGAAUUGAUGGAUAGAAUAACAGUAACAAAAAUACUAAAAGUUACUUCAUGGAUUCCAUCAGAUUUCAAACAUCCAAAUGCAUUCAAAUAUCGGGCUAUAUGA